Molecule: messenger RNA, 3692 nt
Organism: Electrophorus electricus (electric eel)
Lineage: Eukaryota; Metazoa; Chordata; Actinopteri; Gymnotiformes; Gymnotidae
Product: E3 ubiquitin-protein ligase TRIM47-like
Molecular function (GO): zinc ion binding
Source: RefSeq, a predicted model, not a curated record
UCUCUCUCUCUCUCUCUCGCAGUGUAGACGUGUAGGAAAAUGGCAGAGGCCAGUAUUUCAGUUGAUCAGGAUCAGUUCAGCUGUCCAAUCUGUUUGGAUCUAUUGAAGGAUCCAGCAGCUAUUCCAUGUGGACACAGUUUCUGUAUGGUGUGUAUUAAUGACUGCUGGGAUCAGGGUGAUCAGAGGGGAGUCUACAGCUGUCCACUGUGCAGAGAGACUUUCUCUCCAAGACCUGUUCUACGCAGGAACAACAUGCUGGCUGAAGUGGUUGAGAAACUGAAGAAGACUGAAAUCCAACCUGCUUCUCCUGCUCACUGUUAUGCCAGACCUGGAGAUCUGGAGUGUGAUUUCUGCAUUGGGAGAAAAUGCAAAGCCAUGAAGUCUUGUUUGGUGUGCAAGGUUUCUCUUUGUGAAACUCAUCUUAAACCUCAUCUUGAACUUCCUGCUUUGAAGAAGCACAAGCUUGUCAAAUCCUCCACAGAACUACAAGAGAAGAUCUGCUCUCAACACGACAAAGUGAUUGAGAUCUACUGCCGUACUGACCAGAGCUGCAUCUGUUAUUUGUGUACAAUGGAUGAACACAAAGGCCAUGAUACAGUCUCAGCUGCAGCAGAAGUAACCCAGAAACAGACUCAGUUAAAUGAGGUGCGGCGCAAAACCCAGCAGAGAAUCCAGGAGAAAGAGAAAAAGAUCCAGGAGCUGAAGCGGGCUGUGAACACUCUUAAGCGCUCUGCACAGACCGUAGUGAAAGAGAGUGAGAGGAUAUAUACUGAGCUGAUCUGCUCCAUUGAGAAAAUGCGCAAUGAGGUGAAAGAGCUGAUCAGAGCUAAGGAGAGGGCUGAACUGAGUCGAGCUGAAGGACUCCUGGACAAACUGGAGCAGGAGAUUGUUGAUCUUAAGAGGAGAGACACUGAGCUGGAGCACCUCUCUCACACAGAGGAUCCCAUCCAUUUUCUCAAGCAUUUCCAGUCUGUCUGCAAAACAUCUGAGUGUGAAGAGUCACUCAACAUCACUAUGAAUCAAUGCCCUUCCUAUGACGGCGUGAGGAAAUCUCUCUCUCGCCUGAAAACACAACUAGAGAAUUUCUGCAAGGAGGAAUUUAAAAGAAUCCCUUUACAUGGAAAUUCUCCCCAGAGCUCUCUCUUCAAAAUUGAGUUUGAAUGCUCCACAAGAACGCGCUUAUCUGAACAGAUGCCUGGUGUACAUCAUGGAUUCAAGUGCAGCAACUGUCUCAUGAAUCCCAUCCAGGGACCUAGGUUUAAGAGCCAGAGUGCUAACAUGAAUUUAUGUCAGAGAUGCUACCAAAAGAGGAUCAGACUCCCCCUGGAUCUUUUUGAUCGUUUCGAUAAACCAAAUUAUUUCAUUAACCAGAUUAACACAGUUCGGCCAGGAGAUCAGCUUCCUACUGAGAUCCCUGAUGUGUCUGCCCCCAGCACGAAAAGCAAGCAGACAAGAAAAGCAAAAAGCAAAUGGUUUUCAGCUCUUUGCUGUGCUGGAGUGGAGGAGGCAGUGAGACAGGAUCUCAACGUGCCUCCCUGUGGGAGAGGAGGUGGAGUAACUUCAACCUCUGGAACUGAUUCUGCAGUUCUAACUGUAGAACAACGGCAAGGACAAAGGGACAAACUGCCAAGCAGUAUGACAAAGGAGGAUUUUGUGGAAAUCUCUGGAUGGGUCAAAGUAGCUUUAAAGAAGGUUCCAGCUCUUGAGUCCUCAGGAAGAAUCUCAAUCUCCAGCAGCCCUCGUAAAGUGGUGCACGGAGAGAAAAAUGAUUCUUCUAUUCAGGUGAUCUGUAACCAGAGACAUGUUGAGAAAAAGAGCAGCAGUUGUAGCGCCUCUCUUCUUUUAAUGUCCGCUUCUCCACGCAGCAGAACAUCUCAACAAGAGCCUCUCAGCUCCUUCUUUGGCUUCAGAAAGGACAGGAUUUUCAACAGAAUCCAUAGAGAGGUCACCUGGUCCAUAAGGAAAAUGUUACCACCUAAGAUAAUAUAUUAUCUGAGCAGGAAAGCAACUUUCAGCCUCAUGUCUGCUAUUUUGAAUGACUCCCUAAAGCAGAUGAACCUGUCUCUUAUGGAGAUCUAUUCCCAUGCUGAGGGUCUUUUUUUGACUGGACGUUCUACUGAGGAUGUUGCCCAAAACCUGCUGGUUGCGGCUUUGGCCAAGAUGCAGGAUUUUGUGAAGCUCUGCACAUUGUCUGACUGGUUAAGUGGCACUCGAGGUUCUCCCAUCAACAAUCACGAAGAACUGGAGAUGUUGCCCUCUGUCACAACUGCAGCAGUGGGCAACUGCAGCAGUAUGCUGAGUGUCUGCAGUGAGGGAACGUGUGAUUUUAAUGAAUAUGGCUCAGACAGGCCCCUGUGGCACUUCCUACAGUCUGUGUGUGAUAACAUCAACUCUGCCACACCAAGGCAGUCCACUCGUGCUUGUUGCAGUAUGGCAAACGAACAACUUUCCAUUGUUAUUUCCAAGUUAUUUGUCAUAUGAAGGCUCAUCUGAUGAAAGUUUGACCCAGCUGUGCUCCGAAUAUGAAGAGCUUGAUGCUGUGGAAACACCAAGUCAAGUAUCUCUCCAAUUAUCUGUAAAAUACCACAGACCACAGCUGGUCUGCAAAAUCAGGUGUUGCAGUGCGGGAGUAUGUGAAGAAAAAACCUCGUUGUGAAAGGGUCUUGGAGGCAAUCAUUUUUGAUUGUACAAAUGAGGAUCACAUCCGGGGCACAGACACUAAUGAGAUAAAUACACAGGCUCUCUUCAGGAUGUCCUGUGAGGCUUUCCAGCUUGAGGCUUCUAAGAGGGUUAGUGAUAUCAUUAUGAGAGAGACCUCAGAGAUCACCAAAGUAUCAGAUACCAUCAAAACCCAAGACUCAAACUUUAAAAAUUCAUAUAUGAGCACAUCUCAAGUGUCUAAAGCUAAGCUGAAAAGCAGUGCAUUUGCUUCCACAGCAUCAGUGAACUCACUUACGUAUUCAGAUGCACUUUUGAGGAGGAUUUAGACAUGAAGUUAGCUCAUCCUUUUACUGACUCAGAACUACAGAUCCCAAGUUCAACUGGUGUCAGAAAACAUCCUGAGGUCCACCCAGGAUAAACUCAAGAGAUUUUUUGACAAACCUCCUCAUGAGAGCUGAAGCAAACAUGUCAGCCCAAUAUGGUGCCAGCUUGAGGUACAAACUCAUAUCAAGUGUAAAAAACAUAACAAAGAACAUUAUUGAAUGCCUUGUGUCAGUACUACCAUGCUCUGAAGUGCACAGUUCUAGAAGGAUAAUAACCAAAGAAAUCCUGCGAUUUCUGAAUGAGAAUCUGGACAUUUUUUAUCUAGGACAGCUUUUAGCACCAUCUGCAACACAUUUAGAAGCCCUCAGUGAUCUUAUUAUUGUAGAUGUUUUUGAAAGGAUUGCUGAAACAGUGGAAAACAUUGUGGCCCUUAAGGAGUCUGAGUCUUUCUUGAAAGCAAUGGAUAGGAUAGAAACGGAAAAACAAAGUGGGUGUUUCCACAGAGGACCGGACGCUGGAUAAGCGUAUUCCAAAUGGUUUACAAUGUUUGUCUGCUACUCCUGUUUAUGAGCCAUCCCGAUCUUCCAGGGCUAUCCCUAAACCCAACAGAAAGUCAUGGUUUACCAGACUUGCAAUGGCUUUCUCCAAAUACUGUGAAAAAUAAGUAAAAUGCUUACUUAGCUGUUUCUUGAAGUUUAACAUUUGUU